This is a messenger RNA of Drosophila ficusphila, 1039 nucleotides long. RefSeq lists its product as uncharacterized. Bases 157 to 639 code for a protein of 160 amino acids. The record is from RefSeq and is a predicted model, not a curated record. The transcript has 4 exons. NCBI's taxonomy places the organism in Eukaryota, Metazoa, Arthropoda, Insecta, Diptera, Drosophilidae. Gene Ontology annotation, cellular component: membrane.
UUUUCAGUUUUGGUUUCAGUUUCGUUUGCAACGUGCGCGCGAAAAGACGCAAAAGUGUAGAAGUGCGAUAAAAACCAGUUGGCCGAGUCCUACGCCGAAUUUAGAGAAAAAGCCCACCUUUAAGCCCCCGAAAAGAACCACCGAAACAAAGCCAAGAUGUCGCACUCAGUGACCAUCACCCGCACCACCACCAGCACCACCAACACCUCCUACAUCGUCCUGAACACCGGCUACCUGAAGACCUUCCCCGGAAUCCUCAAGCUCUUCGAGCUGAUCAUUGGUGCCGCCAUCGUGGGAGUUCUGGCGUACAACUACCAGGACUACCGCGGCUACUACAGGAGCCAGCAGGACCUGUUCCACUACCUCAUGGCGGUCACCUUCAUGAUAGGGACCUUCUGCCUACUCCUCGCCUGUCUCACAUCCCUGAGCACGGGGGGCAUCAUUGCCAAGACGAUCUACGAGCUGAUCUACCACAGCGUGGCCGCCAUCCUGAUCCUGACCUCGUCCACCCUCCUGCUGAUCCGGCAGCGCGAGGUGAAGAACGACUCCUACAUGGUGGCCGGUGUUCUGGGCCUGGUCAACGCGGUGCUGUACUUCAUCAGCGCCUUCUUGGCCCACCGAUCGUACCGUGGCAUUUAAGCAAACAUCACCCCUCCCCCUUAUCCAAAAUCCUCUAUCCCCCCAUCCCCAAAAAAACUCACCGCCCACUCGGCCACGCCCCCAAACCGCCGCCCCCCAGCGAGUGUUCAAGUGGAGUCUGCAAUCUCGAAGCAUUUGUUCUUCCUCACACAUCUGAUAUCUGAUAAAUCGGCCGAUCGGAGGAUGGACGUGGAUGUGGAAAGUGGAUGGAGAAAGUGGGUGCCAAGCGGCCGAAUCUUUGUUGUACUGUGAAACGUUCUUUGGCGCUAGUUACACUUACUUACGUACGAUUAUACUUUUACUGAUAUUUACAACUCUUUUUUUUGUCUCACUCUCUUUUAUACCAAACAGAUUGUCAUGUAUUCGAAUAAAGAUGUGUGUCUAUAUGUUUUUCUAUAAA